GGAAAUUAUUGACAUCUGGUUCCUCCUAGGCACCAAGUUGCAGUACUUUGUAUGUGUUUGAAAGUCUUAGUUUGACAAAUUAUAACAAUUUUGUACUUCUUCACUGUAUACUUCUGGUUGCAAUGAGUGUUCUCGUAAAUUUGAUGAUUUUCUUGGUAGGGUUUGGUAACCUUAAUGAUGCUACUGAUGAUGAUGUUAGUGGAGGCCCAUUGAAAACUUUGAAGGAAAAUUGGAAAAUGGGAGGAGUGUGUGGAGGUCUUGUCGUUGUCUUUGAAGAAAUUAUUGGGGUGCCAAAAGUCAUGCUUGUAAGUUCUAUCGGAAAUUGUUGGCUGAGUAUUGUCCUGACGAGGCAUCUAAAACGUUUCCCAAGUAUCAUUCUGCCAAGACAGGGACCUUCUUAA
Messenger RNA from Ilex paraguariensis (yerba mate), 401 nucleotides. The record is from the annotation of a GenBank genome assembly. Lineage: Eukaryota; Viridiplantae; Streptophyta; Magnoliopsida; Aquifoliales; Aquifoliaceae.